Messenger RNA from Cladocopium goreaui, 2876 nucleotides. NCBI's taxonomy places the organism in Eukaryota, Dinophyceae, Suessiales, Symbiodiniaceae. The record is from the annotation of a GenBank genome assembly.
UGUGUAGACAAAGGCCAUGACCUCUCAUGGCACCAGUGGUUGUUGCUUACGUCAGUGGCGCUGUUUUGUACGAAAAAGAUUUCCCUGAGCUCAACUUGUCCGUGGCAGAUCUGAAGUCAAAGCUGGAGCCAAUUUGUGGAGUUCCACCGCAGGAUCAGAUUAUCGCCUUGGAAUCAGAAGUAUUGGAUGAUUGCAUUGCCCUGCGCAGUCUCCCCAAUGAUGAGGCUGUGCUACGUUUGACAUUGAUUCGGUCCCUCACUCGCAUGGUGCUGAGUGGCGGACGAGAUAGGAAGCUCAUCCUGUGGGAUCUCCACAGUAGUGAAGCAGAUCGAGACUUACAUGGACACACGGAGUUGGUCUCUUGUCUUUGCGUCAACUGGCCGCAAGAGCGGGCUCUGAGUGGCAGUGCUGAUCGCUCCAUACAGCUCUGGGACCUGGCCAAUUGCAGAUGCCUCCUGGAGCUGCGAGGGCACACCGAUGCAGUCACCUGCCUUGCGGUGCAUUGGGAAAGCAAUGUGGCAAUCAGCGCUGGCUUGGAUCAAACACUGCUGUUGUGGGAUUUGGAUGGUGGUGAAGUUAUGAAGGAACUCAUGGAUCACGCCAGCCCGACAGUUUCUUUGGAAGUGGACUGGACCGGUCGGCAGGCGUUGGCUGUAUCUGCUGAUGGAGCCAUGCGAUUGUGGGACCUCCGGCAAGACUCUGCGGAGCAUGGAACUCAUGGUGGGUUUUCUGGAGAAGUUCAGCACCUCUUUGUGAAUUGGAGCUGCCUGCAAGCGCUGGUUGGCUGUUCAGAUGGCAGCAUUUUACUCUGGGAUCUCAGCCCUUUCCAAGUCUUGCAAAGUUGUGUGGCAGGGAUGCCAGCGACCUGCAUGUCCGCGAAACUCGAUCUAUCGGAAGUUGCACUUGCGUCUCCUGACGGUCUUCUAUACCUCUGGAGUUGCUACCAGACGAAGGAGACACAGACUCCCGACAAAGCCUUUGAGGUAGGCUGUGUGAAGUGCCUGGAAGUGGACUGGUCAGGCCGUAGUGCUCUAACCUUCGGAGCCUUCGGAGAGGAUGGGGAGGUGAAGUUUUGGAAUUUGACCAUGGGUCAGUGUUUGCGAGUGUUGGGGCAUUCCUGCGGCUUGGUCAGCUCCAUUUGUGUCAACUGGCCUUUGGCUUUGGCUGUCACUGCGGCCGGGCGCAGUGUGAAACUUUGGGACUUGUGCCGGGGGCGUUGUUUGCAAACUUUGGACCUUGGCCGCCUCGCAACUCUUGCAGUGGAUUGGCAGAAACAUCGACUCCUGGCUGCUGGAGAGGACUCGAUUCUCCGGCUGCGAGAAACUUUUCGACGUGGGAGGUGCAUUGGCAGCUUGCAGGGGCACAUGGAUACGAUCCUAUGUGUUGCAGUGGAUUGGGCAGGCUCACAAGCAUUGAGUGGCGGCAGCGACCGCCGCUUGAUUCUGUGGGACUUGGCGGAGUGGAAGGUUCAAAAAACCCUCCGGGGACAUGACGACGCAGUGCGCUGUGUAGAAGUAGAUUGGAAGCAGCGGCGUGCUAUCAGUGGCAGUUUCGAUCGUAGCAUCAUUGCAUGGGACCUCGACACCGGGGAGGCGGCGGCUCGUUUCUGUGGUCAUAGUGAUUGGGUUUGCUGCAUCGCUAUGGCUUGGACUGCUGGGCACUGCAUCAGUGGAGCACGUGAUGGGACACUGAGGCUUUGGGAUGUGCCUACGGCUUCUUGUAGCCUCACCAUGGAUGGUCAUACAGGUGCUGUAUGGACUGUAGCCAUGAGCUUUCCAGAUGCCUUUAGCAGUGGCCAGGACGGCCUUGUACGGCGUUGGUCCCUGCAGGAUAGCUGCUGUCUACAGGAGUUCCAAGCGCACCAAGAUGCAGUGAGGUGCAUGGAGGUGGAUUGGCAGUCGCAACAGCUGUUGACUGGGAGUUUCGAUCUAUCCUUGCGACUAUGGCCUAUCGAUUCCCAGGACUACAUCCAAGAGUUUGAAGGCCACAAGCGAGGAGUGACCUCCUGUAGUGUUGAUUGGAGUUCCGGCCUGGCAGUUUCUGGAAGUGAGGAUUGCUCCAUCCGGCUCUGGGACCUUUUUGCAGAGGAUGAUUCUGGCGACCUUCUUUUGGGGGGUCAUGAUGGGGCCGUGCUGUGUAUUUCGAUGGGAUGUGGCCCCUCUAUACGGCCGCGCAAAGGUUCAAAAGAAAUAGCUCCUGCUUGGGAAGAACAGGUCAUGCGAACUAUGGCUGGACGAGUUGUUUUUUAGUACCUGUACUUCUUGCUUUACGGUGCCAGUGCCUUGUAUUACUGAGAAGGCUGGAUGGGACGAAGGCGCGAAUGAAAAACUUUCAGACAUCAAAUCCUGCCUGGGCAUGUUACGUUAUGUUUAGUGAUCCCCCGUCAAUGUGUUUGUUAUUUUGGAUGGCUACCUCAUAAUGCUUUGUUAGGCGAUUGUGGCAUUCGUUUGCUCACAUUUUGUCAACGAUUUUAUGGCUUGGCCCUUGUCCGUCUAAUGUGUCCAGCGCUCUUGCCGAGCAGUUGCUAAGCCUGUUGCAGGCACCUGGGAGCAUGAGCCAUCAUUCAGCUUCAAGCGUUGCUGUCGCAGCAGACAUCAGAUGGUGGAGAUGAAACGGGCACGCGCUGGCAGCCCUCCACUGGAGAUGUUCAAAGAGGCAGAGAGGACAGCUACACAAUAGACCGUGGAACAGGGGAAUCUUUGAUGGUUGAAGCGAAGCCGGCGAAGCCCAAGCUGGCAUCAGUGCCUGCUAAAUGCGCGGCAUUUCCAACGGAUUGUGCACAUGAUUGGACAAAGGGAUCAAUCAACGUGUUUGAUCUUGGAUGUUGGCACAAGGGCUGCCACGUUUCUUCCCUUGACUGGUUCGGCAGGAAAAAA